AUGUACCAACUUGGUCAAUGGUCGACAGGCGACAGCAGGCUCGGCGUGUCUCGGAGGCUAAUCUCUGGCGAGGCUUCGUUGCUGCGGGCGCAACUGCGCAGGGAUGGAAGGCGAGCCCACUUCGUCUGCUGUCAGUUUAUCAUUUUGAGAUACGGCCCCAGCUCGCUUGCCUACAGGCUCAGUCCGACGGUCGCAGAAUGA
Cordyceps militaris CM01 is the source of this 201-nucleotide messenger RNA. RefSeq lists its product as uncharacterized. The record is from RefSeq and is a predicted model, not a curated record. The coding region runs from base 1 to 201 and encodes 66 amino acids. NCBI's taxonomy places the organism in Eukaryota, Fungi, Ascomycota, Sordariomycetes, Hypocreales, Cordycipitaceae. The transcript has a single exon.